AUGAGUUCAGUGAAUGAUUCUGGGUUGAUGGAACGGGCUGUCGCAGAGGAGGAGAAGGAGAUUUGCGCAUUAACGAAGCGUCGCCAUGCACUAACCAAAACCGAGCUGAAGGCCUUGCGUGAGGCGACGGUAGAGCAGAUUGCGGAGAGUGACAAGGAUGUGGAGCGUGGCGUUGCUCUCUUUUUUGCCAACCGGGUGAAGGACGCGGAGGAUCUCUUUGGGAGGAAUGCGGCGUUUGAUCCGUUUCAUGCGCUCUGUGCGUCUACGAUCUGUACGAUAAAGGCGAUGCUGUCGCUGGCAAAGAACGACAUGGAAACUGCUGCGGAGAGACUGGCGUACACGGUGGCAUUUGCGGAGGAGCUGGUUCCCGCGGAGAGCGGUUUUUUUGGCAAAUUGGCGAAUACGUUGCGAAGGAGCAGUCCGAAAAAGAGGCUCUUGCCUGGGGAGUUCCGCGCCAAGGCCAUCCUUGCUGACGCCUUUGUCUUUCGAGGCUUUAUUCUGUUGUUGCAGCAUAACUCCCUCUCUGGUAUUGUAAGGGGUGGCAUUGCGCUUAAUAAAAGCUAUAAUUUGUUCAAGUCCUUGGCAAUCGAGUUGGAUGAGCGGAGGGGCGAGAAGAAAUCCACUUCGUACGAUGACAUUGGGCUGGAUAAAAACAGUGUCUACAAUGCGCUGACGGGCCGUGGUUGCAUUAACGUUGUUAUAUCCAUGCUUCCACCUCGUGUGUUGCGCAUUCUCAACUUUUUGGGAUUCACGUACGACCGAGACCUUGGAAUGGAUCUCGUGUUCCAGUGUUGGCGAAGCCAAACUUUGGUUUCGCCUUUUGCGGGCCUUUUUGUUAUGGCGGUCAACAGCUUCGUCCCGGGAUUUUGCUCACUGACAACUCCACUGUUGCUGCCAGUUGCAAAAGAAACGGCACAUGAGGCAAUUCAACAAGAAACCACCGCCAACUCGCUGACGCACCUGUGGCUGAUGGGUCGCAUUAGUCGUCUUGAUUUUGACAUGGAUAAAAGCAUUGCGCUUCUCGCCAAGUGUUUUGAGGUGGCCGAUAAAGGACAGAUUGCGACCUCCAUGCCGCAGUUACGGGAUUUUGCUGUAUACGAUCAGACAUGGAACUACGCCGCCACAUUACGUUGGGAAGACUGCAUUAAAAACCAUGCCUACCUAGAGGAAAACUCGGCCUGGUCAAAGGUCUUCUACGCAUAUGCACAAGGAUGCGCCUACGAGAUGCUCUUAAUCGACGCCGGAGACAUAAGUGAAUCUGACGCGCUUCAUUACAGGGAAAAGGCAACAGCAGCCUACUGGCGUGCCGCACACUACAAGGUGAGGGUAAUGGGCGGUAGGACUGUCACGAUUGAAUUCUUUGUUGCACAUAGGCUGCAUGAUAUAUUCCGCCAGGCCGGUGUGCCACAUCCUAAUCCAGGGAAUAAAACAAAAAUUGUUCCAUCGGCAUCUUAUCCACCAAACGACGUUGUGCUGCGAAAUGUUGUGCCGUUGCCCAUGCUGGAGUUACUUGUCCUCUUCGACAUUAUGCAUCAGCUGCUGCCCUCCUAUCUGGAGACGUUUCUUAGGUUGAUCGAUGAUACGUUGGGAUCCAAAAAACCCAGUCUCGCUCCAACGCCGAGAAGCGACGUGGAGCGUUUGGGCAGCACCAAAAGCCUCUCCACAACUAGCGGAUUCACGGAGAGAAAACGCGGCGUCGUACUGUUGGCCAUGAAGGUGGUAAUCCUCUGCCACAUCCCUGGAAGGGAAGAGAGCGCCCUCAGUCUUCUUAAAAAAUGCAUACUGGAGGCCCGCCAAUACAAGGGACGGGGUUGCACGCUGUCGUGGAUUACACCUUGGAUGUUCUACGAGGAAGCCUGUUUGGCGUUUCAUCGGGGAGACUUAAAAAGAAGUGCAGAGCUUCUGGAUAAAGUUGAAGACGUCAACGACGAGCAGGUAUUUCGUGCCAUCAUGGAAACGAAGUUGCACUUUGCGAAAUGGGCCCUACGGGACACAAAACGCAAACAAAAACAGUUACAACAUGAAUAA
Trypanosoma conorhini is the source of this 2028-nucleotide messenger RNA. Its product is annotated as tetratricopeptidedomain 39C. The transcript has a single exon. Bases 1 to 2028 code for a protein of 675 amino acids. The record is from RefSeq and is a predicted model, not a curated record. NCBI's taxonomy places the organism in Eukaryota, Euglenozoa, Kinetoplastea, Trypanosomatida, Trypanosomatidae.